GCGACCAAUGGUGGUAUGAAUAGUAAUAGUAGGCAUGAUAACGAUAAAUUAUUCGUUAGCGCAGAUGAUUAUCAGUCAGUUGAUUUGAUGAAUCUGAUCAACAAUCAAUCGCAAAAGUUCCCUCAACGUCUAUUGUACAAAGCUCAUUGGUUAAUUUAUGAAGGUGAACAGCCAUCGAUUGUUCAAAAUGCUGUUGUUAUACCAGAGAAAAGUAGUGUGGUCGAAGAGGAUAGUGAAGAAAACGCAGACGAUAUUUCUACGACCUCAACGAGAGAAUCGUCGAUGUUGUUCGGUGCGUCAAUGGCGUAUCGUGAAUCGUUGAAAAAGAUCCGAAAAUUUGAACGAAUAAACGUGAAACCAACAAGUACAUAUCUGUUAUCGUUGGAACAACAACGAUUCUUCAAGGAAAUAAUGGAAGCUUGUGUAGGUCUGGAUGAUAAACGAAGGAUGGAGGCAUUAGAAAGUCUUCAACUAGACACGAGUUUGCAAUCGUUAUUGCCGAAUAUUUCAAGAUGGCUGGCACAAGGAGUUCAUGCGAAUAUAGUUCAACGGUCACUGGCAAUGUUGAUCUAUAUUGUACGUGCGCAUUCAGCACUUAUCCAUAACCGUUCACUGAAUCUUAAACCUGUGCUUCACGAAAUGAUUCCGUCGUUGUUAAGUUGUAUGAUAAGUAAGCAGUUAUGUGUGAGACCAGACAUCGAUAAUCAUUGGACUUUGCGUGAUUUUGCAAGUAAAUGCUUGGUGCAGUUGAUAAGAGAACGAGGUGGGAUUUGCGAUGUGCGGAAUCGCGUGCAGAGAACACUCGCAGUGUGUUUCACCGACGUAGAAUCGACAGAGAAUAUGAAAUAUGGUGCAUUUCAUGCACUCUUCGAUUUAUCGAAUACUGAUCAGCGAGUCGCAUUAUAUCCACAUUUUGUGGAAAUAUUACGCGCAGUUCAUCCGUCCAAAACGUCUUCAAUGCCUCAACAGCAGAAAAUUGAUUCGACGAAAUUAUACACUCUUUUAUCGCGUUUCGAGCAAGCGAUGAAUAAAUAUGCUACCGUGCAGGGUCGUGGCAGUAGUUCAUCUUCACGGCUAUUCGUUGGCACUGAAUAUGGUGCUGAUUAUGUUAAGUUGGUGGCCGAGACCAUUGGUAUAACAAAUUUGUCUGAGAAAUGUGCGUCUCAAGUUGGUGCAUCAGUCACCUUCGUUAUUAAGGAAUUACUGGAACAAUCGAAGAAAUUUGCGAGUCAUGCGCGACGAAAACGUGUGAUUGCGGAUGAUUUUGUUGAGGCGCUGAAAUUCAGGGGUCAUUCGCCAAUAUUUGGGUUGAGUUCAAAAGAAGGAGUUUCGUAUCGUUUGGUUGGUUCAACUGGACGUAUUGUUAAUGUUUCAGCGCAUUGGUUAGUAAUAGAUGGUGAACAGCCAGCAGUACCAGAGAAUCCAAUUCCGAAAUAUGACGAAGAUUUGGCAUCAACAGCAAGCAGUAGUGUCAACGAAAAAGUCGAGCAACAACAGCAAAACGAUAUUGGCGGCAGUCAUUCGUUACUGUCCAUCUUGUCAUCACAAAAUACGAAAAAACUACGUAAAAUUGAACAAAUACAAGUGAAAACAAUUACAACACAUACAUUAUCUUUGGAACAGCAGAUAUUCUUCAAAGAAAUCACUGAGGCGAUUAUGGGAAGUGACGACUCACGUCGAACGGAAGCUCUGCAUAGUUUACAAACAGAUGCGGGUAUUCAAAUAUUGUUGCCGCGGUUUUCGUUAGCGAUUGCUGAAGGGGUGCGAUGUAAUAUCGUUCAUCAUAACCUAGCGAUUCUGAUCUAUUUGAUGCGUAUGAUCCAAAGUAUUGCCUCAAAUCCGGCCUUAUCGCUCGACCGAUGUCUGCAUGAACUAUUACCUUCAAUAUUGUCGUGCAUAUUGAGUAAACAGCUCUGUGCACGUCCAGAAACAGACAACCAUUGGGCACUUCGUGAAUUCUCUAGUAGGUUGCUGUCGACGAUUUGCAGAGCGUAUAACGUGAACGGUUUACGAUCACGUAUAACACAAGUGCUGACACGAGUAUGGCAAGAAGAGAACUCGACACUGGCGACUUUGUACGGUUCUAUUUACGCGUUGAAUGAACUUGGUAUUGAUACAAUUCGAGCCGUGAUCGUUCCACGUGCACCACAAUUAUAUAAUGAUAUCAAGAAGGCACAGUCAGAUAAGUCGAAUCCAGUGGAUAAAGUUGGUGCUGAAAAAGUUUAUAGUUUCGUUACGAAAGUGCUGACAAAUUAUGUGCGAACUCAACGACCGACAGGACUGAAGGAUGUGAACGAUUAUCGGACGAUGUUCGGUGGAUUUGGGGACGCGAUAUUUAGGUGA
Molecule: messenger RNA, 2343 nt
Organism: Anisakis simplex (herring worm)
Lineage: Eukaryota; Metazoa; Nematoda; Chromadorea; Rhabditida; Anisakidae
Source: the annotation of a GenBank genome assembly